AAAUACAGUAUAUAAAUGUGUAUUUUAGGUGUUUUUGAAGACGACAAUGUUUCCCACGUGGAAGGAGACGUUAAUCCGGUGAGAGACAUUAAUAUUAUUAACGAGGAACUUCGCUUAAAAGACGAAGAAUAUUUAGUGGCUCUAAUAGAAAAAAUGGAAAGAACGGUAUUAAGAGGUGGAGACAAAAAAAGUAAACCUGAAUAUGAUAUACUAUGUAAAAUAAGGAAUCAUGUCGUAGAAGAAAAGAAACACGUACGUUUCGGAGAUUGGAACGCAAAUGAGAUUGAGGUGUUAAACAAGCAUUUGCUUCUCACUUCAAAACCUAUGAUCUAUCUCAUAAAUAUGACCGAAAAAGAUUAUCUCAAGAAAAAAAAUAAGUGGUGAGUGAUAUUUGAUAUCUUUAAAUUAAUUCACGGACACUGGUAUAAAUUAAUUUGGUAAUAUAUAGCCCGACGUGCUCGAUACAAACGAGAUCUCUUACCCGUUAGA
This is a messenger RNA of Centruroides sculpturatus (bark scorpion), 489 nucleotides long. Its product is annotated as obg-like ATPase 1. Gene Ontology annotation, cellular component: cytoplasm. Gene Ontology annotation, molecular function: GTP binding; ATP hydrolysis activity. The transcript is spliced from 3 exons. NCBI's taxonomy places the organism in Eukaryota, Metazoa, Arthropoda, Arachnida, Scorpiones, Buthidae. The record is from RefSeq and is a predicted model, not a curated record. The coding region runs from base 16 to 384 and encodes 122 amino acids.